CUUCGUCCGAGCCGUCUUCAUGCUGGAGGCGCCGGAGCACGAGGCGUCCGUGGGCGUCGGCCUGCGCGAGCAGCGGCGCCGUGGGGCUCCACUUCAUGUCGAAGACGCCGGCGGUCUCCACCGUGUUGAGCAGCCGGAGCCGUCGGGACUUGUCCUCCGCGCCGGCGUCCACGGAGAAGAGCGAUACGGUGCCCGCGCGGUCCUGCUGCUGCUGCUCCUCUCCCGCCUGCUCCUGCAGCGUGUACGUGGCUGCCGCCAGGAUGUGGCGGAAGGGGCGGUGCGGGCAGAACUCCACCGCGUCGGCGUUGCCGCCGAGGUGGCAGGACCCCACGUCCAUUCCCAGACCCUCGCUUUCCCCCGGGAUGCAGGCGGCGGGGCGGCGGCGAGGGUGGAGGGCUCCCAAAUCGUUGAGCUUCAGAGGCAGGGGCAAAAGAGUCAAUGGUUACCAGUCAAACCUAGUCAUACUAACCUAUCCUAAUCAUGUGGCGGGGGCGAGCAAACGGACACCGAUGGGCACCUUAGCCGCGGCGAUUCCCGUGACCGCCGGGGCGACGGCGCCGUCCAGGCACGCCGGCGGAAGACGACACCGCCCCCGCGGCUCCGUCGCCGUGCGCUGCUCGUCCGCGGCCGACGAGCGGCAGGCCCUCUUCAACCGCAUCGCCCCCGUCUACGACCAUCUCAACGACGUGCUCAGCCUGGGGCAGCACUGGACGUGGAAGCGCAUCUGCGUCUCUUGGUCAAUGGCGAAGAGAGGGGAUCGGGUUCUUGAUCUCUGCUGCGGGAGCGGGGAUUUGGCGUUCCUUCUGUCUCAGAAGGUCGGCCUAGACGGAGAGGUGAUGGGUGUGGAUUUCUCAUGGCAGCAACUGCAAACUGCUGCUAGCCGUCAGGACCAACGCUGGAAGGCUUGCUACAAGAACAUCAAAUGGAUCGAGGGCGAUGCACUUGAUUUACCUUUCACGGACCGUUACUUUGAUGCUGUUACGGUUGGUUAUGGAUUGCGCAAUGUGGUGGACAAACCCAAAGCAAUGCGAGAGAUCCUUAGAGUCCUAAAACCAGGAUCACGAGCAUCUGUUCUAGAUUUCAACAAGAGUUCGUCAUUUUUCACGGCAUCGUUACAGAGUUGGGCGAUCAAUAAUGUCGUGGUUCCUCUGGCUAGUAGCUAUGGACUUACUGAAGAGUACAAGUACUUGAAAAGUUCGAUAUCACAUUAUCUUACAGGUUUGAACAUAAUGUUUCGUUCCUACGCGCGGAGAGCUCUAGGCUAG
Molecule: messenger RNA, 1265 nt
Organism: Triticum urartu
Lineage: Eukaryota; Viridiplantae; Streptophyta; Magnoliopsida; Poales; Poaceae
Source: RefSeq, a predicted model, not a curated record